UCCUCAUAACGCACUACACUCAGACUCUACAGCUGUAUUUUAGUUACACUUCACAACACAAUGGUUUUCCUACUAUCAGUAUGUUCAUUACUUUCAUGCCUCCAUGGUUUGACUGGGACGAACUCUACAUAUUCACCAAGAAUGAUAUUCACAGACAAAGAAACUGCAGUUAAAAGGUCAUCUGUACCUGAACAGCACAGACCUGUUCAGAUUCUCCUGGAUAGACAGCCGGAUUCUGUUACCGCUGUUGGGCAAACACACCUGAACUGGUACAACUUUCAAAACCCCAAGGAGGCUCCCGUAGAAAGGAAGGUGCUGUGGAAGGAAUGCUCUAACAAUGACUGCAGCUAUAACAUCACUGUGGUCCACCAGAGGGAAGAAGCCCACAAAGUGUUUGUUUGUGGAAGCAACAGGAGAGCAACACUGUGCUGUGACGUGAAUUUAUCAGAGCUGUCACCCACAUGCAUUCCCUCUGAGAAAAUGGGCAGGUUACCAGAAGCCAUACAUGAAUUUGUCAAAAAGGAUGGUGAACAGUUUGCACUUGUGGAAUCAGAAGAAAGUGCAGAUCUCUACAUUACAUUCUCUGGAUCUCAAGGAUAUGUUGGCAUUUUUAAGUUUGGGGAAAAAAUAGUCAGACCAGCGACCAAUGAUAAAGAGCAGUACUAUGUGGGUCUGAUGCUCAGUAGAGGGAGAGAAGAUCCCCUGCAAGACAGAGUUUAUGCCUUUUAUAAGCAGAAAAACAGAGACAAAGGGCUGUACAGUGAGAUGUGGAUGCCCUUUGUGACCCAAGUUUGCAUGGCAGAUAUUGGUGGUCCCAAGAACAACCUGCAGUUUAGCUGGACGUCCCAGAUGCAUGCCAAACUCUUCUGUGGAGACUCUGACAGCAAACAGCAUUUCUCUGAGCUGGUAGACUCGGCCAUUGUGCACGCAGACCGGUGGCAGGACACCAGAGUCUAUGCACUCUUCAGAAACGAAUGGGGAAUGAGUGCUGUGUGUGUCUACACGAUACAAGACAUUGACACUGUCUUCAGAACUUCCCCAUUCGCCCCAGACAACCAAAUGAACCGGCCUAGAGAGUGUGUUCUUGAUAGCACCAAGAUUUCCUCUGAGAUCCUGAGGAACAUCGAGAAGACUUCAGAGAUGAAGGAAUGGGUCAGGCCUGAGGGUGACUCUGGACCACUUCUCUUUAAUCAUCACAACUACACUCACAUCCACAUUGACAAUUCCCAGCACAACAGGAACCACACAGUUAUGUUCCUGUCUCUAAAUAAUGGAGCGAUUCAUAAGGUGAUGCAGAGCAAAAACCACAGCUUCAUCAUUGCAGAGUAUCGACCUUUCAACCACAGAGCGCAUACUCUCGGAGUCAUGUUACAGCCGUCCUCUAAAAAGCUGUAUGUCUACUCUAGAAGUGAGCUGGUCCAGCUGGAUGUGGUCAACUGUGCUCAAUAUGGAAACACCUGUGAGGAAUGUGUCUUAUCCAGAGAUCCUUACUGUGGCUGGAACGGCACCCACUGCACCCCUCAGACUAAAACGACCCUACAGGAUGUGGUUGGAGGAAACCAUGCCAUCUGUGCAUCGCUGCGAAAGAUUCAUGAGCCGGAAAAAGCAUUUAGGCAUGCCACUAGAGCUACACAUCCACAAGAGAAUGUGACCAGCAUCACACUUCGCUCUCAGUCAAAGUAUUUCUUGCGGUGUCCAGUGUCAUCCCGCCAUGCCCAGUAUAGAUGGACGUGGGGCCUUAAAAGCUCCACAUCCUGCAGCUCGAGGGAGCAGCAGUGCCUCCUUCUGAUCGACAGCAUGGGUCCUGAGCAGGUGGGAACUUACAAAUGUGUGUCAGAGGAGAAGGGUUACAGCAAAGUCCUGGCACAGUACCAGCUAUGGCUGGAGAGCAGGGCGGUGGGUCGACUAUCAAGCCCAGUGGUCUGGAUUUGUCUGAUAGUUGUUCUGAUUAAGAAUUUAUCAUGUUAAUUCAGAGUAUUACAGCAGAAGUGAGUACAUCUCUGUGUAGUGUCACUUAAAUGUCAGGCCUCACAGUAGGAAGUCAAUGUGACUAAAGCCAGCAAACCUUUCACUACUGCUACUCAACUUUUGUCUUUAUGAUACUCCAAAGAUGUUCUGGAUGCCAGUUAAACUACUCGACUGUCGUAGUCUUGACUUAUUUCUCUUUUCUGUGAGUUAUUCUAACUACACCUGAUCUCAGAUGCAUUCACUUUUUUGUAUUGAGUUUCUAUUUUGGGGCCUGUAUUUUCAGUGUUGUCUUUCGAAACAAUUUCUUUUUUCACUGCUCAUAAGAGGAAAUACCGUGAGAAGUAGUAUAAUUUUGACUUAUUUAACCGUAAGGUGAUAAUGUGCAGGGGUCUACUGAUGUCUGUUAUAAACUGCAUAUUGAACUGAAUUUUGAAUUAAUACAUACAUUGGCUAGGACUGGGAUGGUAUAUAUAGUUUAUUUUGUUACCAUUUUAUUCCUUUAACUUACAAAAUUAUUUUAUUGUCCUUGUGGUAUUUACUGUAUGUUAACAUGUAUCAGCAUUCAGUCAGUCAAAAACUGAUCUCUCAAUCUUUGCCAAAGGAAUUUAAAAGAAUAGAAAAAGAUGUGUCAAGGGUCUAAUGUUAUUAACGCUUCUCUGCAUUUGUCAGUGUGUGUUUUAUGUCUAAACCAAGUUAGCCACGGUGCUAGCCGCAGUUUGUGACUGCCAGCUAUUAUUACAUCUAGCUGACAAGUCAAGGAUGAAAAUCUUUAAAACUGCAUGCUUGUUUUGUAUGACAUAUUUAUACUUGCAACAACAAUGCAAAAUAUUGAAAAAUUUGAAUAAUUGUAUCUAGUAAUUAACCCUCCUGUUAGGUUUGUUUCUCAGGAACAGCAAUAAUGUUCGUAGGUCAGUUUAAUUAUCCACAAGUGUCAGAAACCAAAAAAUCCCACUAAACAUUGUUUAGAUUUCAUUUUUAACUCCAGUACUAACCAUUUAAUCUAUCAGUAUUUAUUGCAAUGGUGUUCUUUAGCUCUCACAGAUCAUGGUUCAAUGAAGAUAAUUCAUUAGUUUUUCAUUAAAAAUACACGUUAAAACUUUUUUUUAAUGUACAUCGGAAAGACCUACAUAUAAAAUACAAUAGUUUUACAUCACACUGACUUUUCUUCUAUUUUAUAUUUAGAUUUUUUUUCUUUUCAUGAAGUGACAUUGAAAAAUGAACACAAGACACCUCUUCUGUUCAGAAUCAAAUUGACUUAAAAUCAAGACAAAUGAGUUCUAAAGAUUUGUAUUGAAAGUAAAGUAACUUUAUUUAAGCAGCAUUUGUGAAACAGAAAUAUGUGCAAAUAUGUGUUUCAUACCGAAAAAAUACUUUUAUCAAUUUUUGAACGAUUAUUUAUACUUUAAAAUGGGUGAAUUUGGCCCGCAACAUAACAGGACAGCUAACUUGCUACUGUCAUACAAAUCAAGCAAGAAGAAAACCAAUGUACUGUAGCAACUAGGCGCUUUGGGUUAAAACGUGUGUCAGAACCUGUUUACCUUCAGGGGUUUUCAAAGGCUGCCAGAUGCUUAGCUGAAAUGUCAGUAAUCAUGAUGUCACUAUGAUAGUAUUUAAUUUUAGUUCUUUUUGCUUUUGUGUUCUUGUAAACUACCUCAGACAAUGGCCUUUGGAUGACAUUUUCUUUCUUUUUUUUUUUUUUUAAAAAGACUUCUCUCUUUGUCAUUUUAAAAGUGUUCAGACAGUGAAAUACUGCUGAGAUGUUGAAAAAUAGGAAGUUGUGAAAUCGUUUUUUCAGCCGUGCCUAUUUUUAAACAGUGAAGUGUGAAUCUAAGCACAAAUAGCACAGUUUACCCUCAAACAGGGUUUUCAUACAGAAAGCAGUUUGCCGUAGCACCUAAUAGUCGAGCUUAUAUGAAAGCCAUAUUGUUAUUCCGUGGUAAAUCAGUUCACCUGCAUUCCUAAACUUUACAGCUUUCCGUUAACUUAAAUCCAAGGAGUUGGGUAGCACUUUACUUUUUGCGUGUAUUAAAUUUAACAUUGUGUACAUAUGAAUAACAUCAAUAAGGCUUAUUGGCUGAGUUGCACUUUGAUUCAUUAAUUUAAUCAUUGAAGCAAUACUCAACUAUUGCACCACUGCAAAUUGCACUCAUAUUUUUUAAAUGACAGUGUUCUCAUUUUCUAACUUAUCUCUAGUGGUGUUUAGCCACACUGACAGCUUUGGUUUAAUCGAAUGUAUCCAUCUCUUGUUUGUGCUGCCAUCUGAAAACAAUGGAAUAAUUAAUUACUUUUUCGAUACUGUUAAUAGCAGAUUCUAGUUUAAAAGCUAGUGUCCUUCUGUGUGAACGUGUCAGUGAGUGGUUGUGUGUCUGUGUUGUGUUAGGCCUAUGACUGAUGUUACCACCGUCUUGCUGUUGUCAGGGUCCUGCGACAGUUAAAAAGAUAAGCAGGUUCAUUUAAUGCCUGGAUCAGAAUGUCAGCGUUACUGUCAGUCACUGUUUUUGAAUAAUACAAUUGUCAGUUUUUAUGCAGAUGCACAGUAAAGUAUGUUGUGUUAUUUUUAAAGUUUGCUAACAUGUCGCUUCUGCUCUGUACAUACUAGGGAUGCACAAUAUUGGAUUUUUGACAAUAUCGAUUAAAAGAUAUUUUUGCAACUAUUUUGGCUGAGUGGGGAUGCAAAUGUUAAUGUAUUAAGCUUAAGCUUUCUUUUAUGAUGGCCCAAUAGCAAACGCAGGCAUAAAAUAUGCCUUUAAAAUAUAUACAAAACUUACACUACUGUUCAAAUGUUUGGGGUCACUUAGAAACGUCCUUACUUUUGAAAGAAAAGCGGGUUUUUUUUUUUCGAUGAAGAUAGCAUUAAAUUAGUCAGAAAUACAGUCGAGACAUUGUUAAUGUGGUAAAUGACUAUUCUAGCUGGAAAUGGCUGAUUUUUAAUAGAAUAUCUCCAUAGGGCUACAGAGGAACAUUUCCAGCAACCAUCCCUCCUGUGUUCUAAUGCUACAUUGUGUUAGCUAAUGGUGUUGAAAGGCUAAUUGAUGAUUAUAAAACCCUUGUACAAUAAUGUUAGCACAUGAAUAAAAGUGAGUUUUCAUGGAAAAUAUGAAACUGUCUCGGUGACUCCAAACUUUUUAACAGUAGUGUACAUGUAAAGCAUGCCUUAUUUAUUUUAUGGAACAUUCUCAAACCAAACUGAAUGUCAAUUUUGUGUCAAUCCCCAUAUUUAAUUAUAAAGCUUUUCAUUGGCCAGUGUCAACAUCAUUCUGCAUCCAUAGUGCAUACCUUUAGGUUCUGCAGUGUUGUUUUAAAAUGUUUUUUGUAAGAAAAUAUUUUAAAUGUAUUUGCAUUGCUUUCUUUAUAUAAAUGAAAAUUUGUUUUCAUUCUGA
Amphiprion ocellaris (clown anemonefish) is the source of this 5348-nucleotide messenger RNA. Its product is annotated as semaphorin-7A. The record is from RefSeq and is a predicted model, not a curated record. NCBI's taxonomy places the organism in Eukaryota, Metazoa, Chordata, Actinopteri, Pomacentridae. Bases 61 to 1968 code for a protein of 635 amino acids. Gene Ontology annotation, biological process: negative chemotaxis; integrin-mediated signaling pathway; positive regulation of cell migration. The transcript is spliced from 14 exons. Gene Ontology annotation, molecular function: chemorepellent activity; semaphorin receptor binding; integrin binding.